AUGCAUUCUCCAGAAUACCUACUCGGUCUUGCCAAUAUCAAUCCGGAAUUAGAAGAGAUCUUGAAGAUUUCACCAGUGAAGCGGAGGAUUAACGCCGAUACCGAUGUUCCAGAACUAAGAAAACGCCUCCUGGCGACGAAGAAAGAACUUGUUGCAGCCAGCACAGCAUCAUUAAAUCAAGCUUCAUUCAUCGAAGAAGAUCGUCAAAUACCAGCUCGAGAUGGUCACUCUAUCGGAAUCAGGAUACACAAACCGAAGAAUCCUCCCAGUGGAGGUAGUCCCGUCUUUGUAGUCUACCAUGGAGGUGGAUUUUGUUUAGGUGGGUUAGAUAAUGAAACUGUUCUAUGUAGACAGUGGACGGAGCUGGGAGGAGUGGCGAUAAAUGUUGAUUAUAGACUUGCGCCUGAAGAUCCAUUCCCUGCAGGUGUGAAUGAUGCUUACGAUGCUUUGAAAUGGACUGCUUCGAAUGUGGAAGAGCUUGGAGUCAACCCAACAAAGGGCUUUUUGGUUGGAGGAAUCUCAGCUGGUGCCAACUUUGCAUCUAUAGUCUCACAUUUAUAUCGAGAUGAGAAAUUAUCUCCACCAUUGACUGGCGUCUAUCUCUCGAUUCCUCCCGUCGUUUCCCAUAAAGUGGUACCAGAAAAGUACAAAGACACAUACUUGAGUCUCGAACAGAACAAAGAUGCUCCAUUAUUGAACAGGGAAAUCGCAGCAACAUUCGACAGACUCUAUGCGGCAGGCGAACCAACACACUUACUCACCCCAAUAUUAUUCGAAUCUCACAAGGACUUACCCCCGACAUAUUUCCAGAUUUGUGGUAUGGAUCCUCUACGCGAUGAAGGAUUUACAUACGAAGAUAUAUUAAAAGAGAGCGGAGUUGAAACCAAGACAGAUAUAUACCCGGGCUUACCGCACGGGUUUUGGUCAUACUUUCCCGAAGCGGAAUUUACAAAGAAGUUUAUAGAGGAUUGUAAGAAUGGGAUGUCCUGGUUAUUGGAAAAAUCGUCGAGAUAG
Messenger RNA from Botrytis deweyae, 1014 nucleotides. RefSeq lists its product as uncharacterized. The coding region runs from base 1 to 1014 and encodes 337 amino acids. Lineage: Eukaryota; Fungi; Ascomycota; Leotiomycetes; Helotiales; Sclerotiniaceae. Gene Ontology annotation, molecular function: hydrolase activity. The transcript is spliced from 4 exons. The record is from RefSeq and is a predicted model, not a curated record.